AUGCGGGCACUCUUUCGACCGCCGGCAGCGGCAUUGCCUACCUUCUCCUCACUUCUUCGACCUCGACGCGGUCUCCUGACCCAGGCCAGAGUGAAAGGCCCUCUACACCCUCCUUUGCUCGAAGAAACUGUCGGCGAGAACCUUGCACGCAUCGUUUCCGCACAUGGCGACCGAAAUGCGGUCAUCUCCAGACACCAAAACAAGCGACUGACAUACCACCAACUCGAUCUCGACAGCAAUGUCCUGGCCCAUGGACUUCAAAGCUUGGGGGUCAAAAAGGGUGAUCGGGUCUGCGUGUCGCUGGGCAACAAUCUUGAAUUCGCGACAAUUACAUAUGCAUUGUUCAAGCUGGGAGCCAUACUUGUCCCACUGAACCCGGCCUUCACUUCGACCCAGAUUAUUUCGGCCUUCAACCACUUGUCUGCCACACAUCUAGUCAUUGGAACCGAGACAAAUCUACCAUACAAACCACCGCGGCCAAAUGUCUCGCUUCUGGAAGCACUUGUGCCUGAUCUCUCAAGCUCGACUCUUGUAUCCGAGGCGAUUCCGUCGCUGAAGAACAUCAUCCUCGUCGAUAAUUCCGCGGGUCGGAUAGAUCCCAAACCUUUCCGAGCGACAACACCCUGGGCAUCGAUCUCACAGGACACGGACACACGCCCUCCCACGCCGUCUGCCCCUCUCUCGAAUCGUGAGGUGGUCAACAUUCAAUUCACGUCUGGCACCACAUCCAUGCCGAAGGCUGCCUGUCUGUCGCACAGAUCGAUUCUCAACAACGGGAAUCAAAUAGGGGACCGGAUGUUGCUGACACCGGAAGAUGUCGUAUGCUGUCCUCCACCUCUGUUCCAUUGCUUUGGGUGUAUCCUAGGGUAUAUGGCGACCGCGACUCAUGGCUCCGCCAUAGUCUUUCCCACUGAAGCAUUCGAUCCUCUGGCGUCCUUGAAGGCUGUACAAGAGGAGAAAGCUACAGCCCUUUAUGGUGUCCCUACCAUGUUCCUUGCGGAACUGGAGCUCCUUGAUGACGAAAAGAUUGCAUAUGAAGGCUUCCAGUAUCUGCGCACCGGCAUUGCAGCUGGCUCGUCCGUGCCCGCCGAGCUGAUGCGUAAAUUGCACAAGACUCUAAAUCUGACCGAGUUGACGAUUUGUUACGGAAUGACGGAGACCUCUCCCGUUUCUGCGAUGACAACGACAGACGACCCAAUUGAGAAGCGCAUCAACACCGUCGGCCGACUGCUCCCGCACGUUGAGGCGAAAGUGGUGGAUCCUUUCGAUCAUGACAAGAUCCUGAAUGUGGGUGAACGAGGGGAACUUGCAGUCCAUGGCUACCUGGUGAUGAAGGAAUAUUGGGGCCAGCCAGAAAAGACAGCAGAGGCCAUCAAAACCGACGAGGAGGGCAAGGCAUGGAUGCAUACCGGCGAUGAGGCAUCAAUAGACGAAGACGGCUAUGUCAGUAUCACUGGGCGCAUCAAAGACCUGAUCAUCCGCGGCGGAGAGAACAUUCACCCGCUCGAGAUUGAGAACUGUCUCUUUGCACACCCCAAGAUCGCCGAGGUCUCGGUGGUCGGUCUUCCAGAUCCCAGAUAUGGAGAAGUCGUUGCGGCGUUUGUCAUUCGCAGGCAUCAUCUGCCCCCAGGAGAGAAGCCCAUAACCCAGGAGGAAGUCAGGAGCUGGGUCAAAGAUCGCAUGAGCCACCACCUGGUACCAAAAUAUGUCUUUUUUGUGCAGGACUAUCCAAAGACGGCCAGUGGGAAGAUCCGUAAGUACUUUGCCCGAUUUUUGCACUUGUUGGCGAGACUGUAA
This is a messenger RNA of Fonsecaea multimorphosa CBS 102226, 1797 nucleotides long. RefSeq lists its product as uncharacterized. The transcript has a single exon. Lineage: Eukaryota; Fungi; Ascomycota; Eurotiomycetes; Chaetothyriales; Herpotrichiellaceae. Gene Ontology annotation, molecular function: medium-chain fatty acid-CoA ligase activity. Gene Ontology annotation, biological process: fatty acid metabolic process. The record is from RefSeq and is a predicted model, not a curated record. Bases 1 to 1797 code for a protein of 598 amino acids.